Messenger RNA from Neltuma alba, 498 nucleotides. Its product is annotated as calcium-binding protein CP1-like. The transcript has a single exon. The record is from RefSeq and is a predicted model, not a curated record. Bases 1 to 498 code for a protein of 165 amino acids. Gene Ontology annotation, molecular function: calcium ion binding. Lineage: Eukaryota; Viridiplantae; Streptophyta; Magnoliopsida; Fabales; Fabaceae.
AUGGGUCCUUCCCGCCGGAACCUCCGUUCUCACCACCAUGCUUCCUCCUCUUCCUCCGCCGCCAUUAAUGAACCAUUCCGACCAGCAUUCGACGUGCUCGAUGUCGAUCAUGAUGGAAGAAUAAGCCGCAAUGACCUUCAAUCGUUCUACCACAGGUUUUGCCAUGAAGUAGACGACGACACAAUCGGGUCGAUGAUGACGGCGGCGGACACCAACAAAGACGGGUUCGUCGAGUAUGAAGAGUUCGCGCGCAUGUUGGAAAUAGCAGUCUGUGGCGGUUGCGGCGGCGGAGUGAUGAAGGAAGUGUUUAGAGUCAUGAACAAGCACGACGGCGACGGCAAGCUCAGCCACAAGGAUCUGAAAAGCUUCAUGGAGUGGGCUGGGAUCGCCGUCACCGACCAAGAUAUUGACGAUAUGAUCGCACUUGGCGGCGGCGGUGACCGAAGCGACGGCGUAAGCUUCGAUGGUUUUAUGCAAAUACUAAAUCUUGAGCCUUGA